AUGUCUAGACCUAAUUAAUGUCACAUUAUGACAAUCGCACGUUCUCAGAUCCUCUAGUAGAAAUAAAUAAAAUAAGCCUGGAAAAUUCGCUAUCGCUUGCUAAUUAAGUUUUGUAUAUUCUCGCUCCGGUGACGCUGGUCGCAAUACGGUAUACCAUCAAAUCUCAGCAGCAUCUCGCAGACAGCAUGGACUAUCCUUGUCUAGGCGCUGGAAUGUUAAGUAGCAGUUGUCGCUUCCACUGAACGAAAAGACGCACUAGCUGUUUAAUCUGAAGGAUAUGUACAAAGUGAACAUACCGUGCUGUGUCUGGGAAGGAAGAAAACCCUUCAAAGUUUGUUGAACGUCUUGUAAGCUCUUCUGCGAUAAAAUCUGACGUAAGAGAAAAGGGGCUGCUUGGGAAUGUAUGAAGGGGUUUUUAGGUUCUUCACUUUGGGAAUUUGUGUCCUGCUUUUGAGAGCGCCAGUAUGUCUAUGUAUCUGGUGGUGCAAUCGAAGGUGGCUAAUUCAGCUAUAAGGCACAGGAGGGGCUGCCUUAGAAUUUCAGACAAUUGAUCCUCGAUAUGCUGGAGCUUUCUAAAAUCUGAAUACUUGUCAAACCUGGGCGCUUAAUUUAUGGCUGGAUCGGGAAUCAACCGCUGUUUUUUACCGGCUUGCCAGUGACAUAUGUGACUGUUAUAAGCUUGAGACAUACUACUUCAUUUUUUUUUCAGGAAGAAAAAAACAAACAAUCAAAAAGGCUUUCAAUACCAUUAAUUUCACUGCAAGUCAUCGUUUUUCUAAAAAUGUCCACCAAAUUAUUGGUGGCUUUCUUACUUCUCUCAGUUUUUUAUGCCUGCCCUCAGAGACUUGAAGACGAAGAAGAUUAUGAUGAUGUAACUGUAAACCAAAUGUUGGCCCCCAAAACACAGGAGACUGACGCAACGCAAAUACUCAAUAACCUACUGAAGGAAUACGACAAGAAACUUCGACCGGAUAUUGGAAUUAAACCAACAGUCAUAGACGUGGACAUUUAUGUAAAUAGCAUUGGACCAGUUUCAUCCAUAAACAUGGAAUACCAAAUUGAUAUAUUUUUUGCUCAGACUUGGACUGAUAACCGCCUUCGAUUCAACAGUACAAUGAAAAUAUUAACCCUGAAUAGCAAUAUGGUUGGACUUAUCUGGAUACCAGACACUAUCUUCAGAAAUUCAAAAACGGCAGAGGCUCACUGGAUUACAACACCCAAUCAGCUCCUCAGAAUAUGGAAUGAUGGGAAAAUCCUGUAUACGUUAAGGCUUACCAUCAAUGCAGAAUGCCAGCUGCAGCUUCAUAACUUCCCAAUGGAUGAGCAUUCUUGUCCACUAAUAUUCUCCAGCUGGGCAAGGUUGCUUACCCAGAUAGGUAGUUGUCACGGAAUAAUUUCAGUUCAUCUUGAGUUGCGGUAUUUUGGUAGUCAGACCCCCGUGACCCUGUGUUCGGAAAUAGCGGGCCUUUCUGAUGGAUAUCCCAGAGAUGAAAUGGUUUACCAGUGGAGAAAAAACUCUGUAGAAGCAGCAGACCAAAAGUCUUGGAGACUUUACCAGUUUGAUUUCAUGGGACUCAGGAACACCACAGAAGUAGUAAAAACAUCUGCAGGUGACUAUAUUGUCAUGACAGUCUACUUUGAUCUAAGUAGAAGAAUGGGUUACUUUACAAUUCAGACCUACAUUCCAUGCAUACUGACUGUUGUCUUAUCAUGGGUGUCAUUUUGGAUCAAAAAAGAUGCCACACCAGCCAGAACAGCACUUGGUAUAACUACAGUACUGACAAUGACCACACUGAGCACAAUAGCAAGGAAGUCAUUACCCAGAGUUUCCUAUGUCACUGCAAUGGAUCUCUUUGUGACUGUGUGCUUCUUGUUUGUCUUUGCGGCUUUAAUGGAAUAUGCAGCACUAAAUUACUAUUCCAGUGUAAAGAAGCCAAGAUAUACAAAGAAAAGGAAAGCGAACUACUCCGUGCUUGAUGUGGGACCACCGCCUACCAUCAUUGCAUUAAACAAUUCCAUGUACUGGCAGGAAUUUGAAGAAAACUGUGUAUAUGAAUGCCUAGAUGGUAAAGACUGUCAGAGUUUUCUUCUGCUGUUACGAAGAAUGUAAAUCUGGUUCAUGGCGGAAAGGAAGAAUUCACAUAGACCUUCUAGAAUUAGACUCUUACUCACGUGUCUUCUUUCCAACUUCAUUUCUAUUGUUC
This is a messenger RNA of Erpetoichthys calabaricus (reedfish), 2204 nucleotides long. Its product is annotated as gamma-aminobutyric acid type A receptor subunit gamma3. Gene Ontology annotation, biological process: gamma-aminobutyric acid signaling pathway; monoatomic ion transmembrane transport; nervous system process. The transcript is spliced from 15 exons. Lineage: Eukaryota; Metazoa; Chordata; Cladistia; Polypteriformes; Polypteridae. Gene Ontology annotation, molecular function: inhibitory extracellular ligand-gated monoatomic ion channel activity; GABA-A receptor activity; transmitter-gated monoatomic ion channel activity involved in regulation of postsynaptic membrane potential. The record is from RefSeq and is a predicted model, not a curated record. Gene Ontology annotation, cellular component: neuron projection; synapse; GABA-A receptor complex. Bases 782 to 2110 code for a protein of 442 amino acids.